Molecule: messenger RNA, 2007 nt
Organism: Neospora caninum
Lineage: Eukaryota; Apicomplexa; Conoidasida; Eucoccidiorida; Sarcocystidae
Product: putative DJ-1/PfpI family domian-containing protein
Exons: 5
Coding region: 1-2007 (668 amino acids)
Biological process (GO): FAD biosynthetic process
Molecular function (GO): FMN adenylyltransferase activity
Source: RefSeq, a predicted model, not a curated record
AUGCGAGUAGGCCGCACUCUUCGACGAGGCGACGGCGGUGCCCUCGGCCUCGCCUUCCCCGUCGCCGCCAUGUCGACUUCGCCGCCGACGGCAGUCGCCAUGGCGAUGGUUGCCGCUGCGGCCGCGGCGGCUUCUGGAGCCCCUGCUUCUUCACCCAGCUCUUCCCCGUCUUCCCCCGUUGUUUCUUCGUCUUCACCACCUGCACUCCCUAUCUCUCCGGCCGGUUUCUCUGCUUCACCCGCACGCUCUGUUGCCCCGUCUUCUUCCGCUCCUUCUGCCUCUGCCCGCGCCGCAUGCACUUCCUCGUGGUGUCUCUCGAGUGGUUCCUGCUCCUGUGUGGGCUCCGUCUCUCCCUUGUCCAGUUGCUUAUCUUCGCUUCUCCCGCCUCCGGUUUCUCUCUCCACACCGACGUCGACCUGCGCGUCUUCCGGCUCUUCGCCUUCUGCCGGCCUUGAAUGCGCUUCUCGCUUCUCAGCUUCGGUGUCUCUUGCUGCUUCGUGGGAGGCCUCUCGCUGCGCCAAUGGGAGGUCCGCGCGCUGGACAAACCCUGCCGAGGCGCGGAGCCGCCGAUCGACGGAGAAACGCGAAGAGGCAGCAUGCAGUCGAAACGCCCGAGACGCGGUGGGCAACGGCAGUCUUCAGAGAGCCCACGCGGCGGAGGUCAUGCAAACGGAACCUGGGGUGGAAGGAGGCUCUCCAGAGCGCACGCGAGAGGAGCGACAGGCGGAAGACAAGAGAUCGAACCUGAAGACGACUCGGACCGAGCUGUGGGCAUCGAAAAGCGGAGAGGAAACGCGGGGACGGGUGUGGUGGAGUCUCUCUGCUUUAAAGAGAAGUGCUGAUCUGCUUCGGAGAAUCGAAUCCGCUAUCGAGGAGGGUAAGCGUAGAGGGCGUGAACCGCAACGUUUUCCGCAUUUCGAGGUUGACGAGAAGGCGACACAGCCGGACGCGAGUGACAAGGAGACGGCGCCGCACCAGGACGCGGAGACACGGAGGGAUGGGAACUCCGCCGUGCACGGCGAGAAAGAAGAUGUGCUCAAGCAGCAGCAGGAAGAGAUGACGCCGGCCGUUACGGCGGAGUUGCUGGAGAAAGGCCUCCAAGUCCUCGUCGAUGCAUUCAGACUGUUUGGCCCGGAGUCUGUGAUUCUCUCGUUUAACGGCGGCAAGGACGCGGUUGUUGCUCUCCAUCUGUAUCGCGCGGCUCUCGCGAAAUUCCUGCUUGGUGAAGACUGCCUCGAGCGGACAGGUGAAGGCUCUCCUCCGGAAUUCUCGUCUCUUCUCGCUCGCGGCGAGGCACAGGAGAGGGCCGAAGAAGGUGCCCAAGAGGCGUCACUGAGUGGAGAGACAGGCGCAAAUGCCCCAGAGAGAAGGCGAGACAGAGCGAGGGCUGCAAACCCUGAGGAACGGUGCAAGACGGCCUGUCCGCCGAGGUCAAGAGCAGCCCAAGAGAACGGAGCGGGACGCGAAGAAGAGGCAAUCGAAAACGAGGGACGAAGACCACAGCGCGUGGUGACUCUUACCGGGUUGCCCAGACCGAAGGCAAUCUACUUUCACGGCGAAGAAGAAGAGUUUGAAGAGGUUGCUGCUUUUGUGGAACAAACGGCGAAAGAAUUUGAACUGGAUGUCAGCGUCUACCACUGCGGCCUUGCGGAAGGCGUCCAAGACUUCGUCACGCGCUUUUCGCAUUUGCGCCCGCUGGCCUUCGUUUUAGGCAGUCGGGAAGGCGACCCGAACGCGGCGCAUCUGCUGCCGCUGCAGGUUUCGAGUUCUUGGUUACCGGCUUUCCUGCGAGUGCACCCGCUUGUUGGAUUCCGGUACGGACACGUCUGGUACGUCAUUCGUCGAUUCGCGUUGCCCUAUUGCCCGCUCUACGACAGAGGCUACACAAGCAUAGGACGAAAAAAUAACACGAAACCAAACCCUCGUCUUCUCCGUCCGGAAACGGGGCUGCAUGCGCCUGCGUAUCUCCUCGAAAACUGGGCAGACGAGCGAUCGGGAAGGGACUGA